Andrographis paniculata is the source of this 2478-nucleotide messenger RNA. RefSeq names its product DNA replication licensing factor MCM5. NCBI's taxonomy places the organism in Eukaryota, Viridiplantae, Streptophyta, Magnoliopsida, Lamiales, Acanthaceae. The record is from RefSeq and is a predicted model, not a curated record. Gene Ontology annotation, cellular component: nucleus; MCM complex. Gene Ontology annotation, biological process: DNA replication initiation; double-strand break repair via break-induced replication; DNA replication. Gene Ontology annotation, molecular function: single-stranded DNA helicase activity; ATP binding; DNA replication origin binding. The coding region runs from base 89 to 2290 and encodes 733 amino acids. The transcript is spliced from 18 exons.
CCGAGCAUUCUUUCUUCACCUGAGCAUUUCGCAGAGCUUCCGGUAACAGUUUGCAGCCGCCGACCAGAGAGUGAGAGAGAGAGAGAAAAUGUCUGGGUGGGACGAGGGAGGCGUAUACUACAGCGACCAGGGGCAGUUCCCCCAUGGCGGAAGCGAUCAGGCGGAGACGGCCAAUCGGCACACAGCGCUGCAGAAAUUCAAGGAAUUUAUCAGGAAUUUCCAGCGCAAGAGCCAGCCGAACGUGUUUCCCUACAGAGAAGCCCUACUGUCGAAUCCCAAAUACCUGCUUGUCGAUCUCGCCGAUCUCAUCUCCUACGAUCCCGACCAGGCUCUCCCCCAAUCUCUCCGCGCCAAUCCUGCCGACUACCUUCCUCUUUUUGAAACUGCCGCAGCCGAUGUUCUUGCAAGUCUAAAAUCAAGGGUAGCUGGAGAAACUGGUGAAAUGGAGGAGCCAGAGCCAGGGGAAGUGCAAGUAUUAUUGAGGUCUGAUCAGGAUCCUGCUUCGAUGCGUUCAUUGGGGGCACAAUACAUUUCAAAGCUUGUAAAAAUAUCUGGCAUUGUCAUCGCCGCUUCGAGGACCAAGGCAAAAGCUACAUAUGUUACUUUGUUGUGUAAGAAUUGCAGGAAUGUAAAGCUUGUACCGUGCCGACCAGGUCUUGGCGGAGCUAUUGUACCCCGGUCUUGCGAUCACGCACCUCAGCCUGGAGAAGAUCCGUGCCCUAUUGAUCCAUGGAUGGUGGUUCCAGAUAGAAGCAAAUAUGUUGAUCAACAGACACUGAAAUUACAGGAAAAUCCUGAGGAUGUGCCCACUGGAGAGUUGCCUAGAAACAUGCUUCUAUCAGUUGAUCGUCAUCUUGUGCAAACAAUUGUACCUGGAACUAGAUUGACAAUCAUGGGGAUCUACAGCAUCUUUCAAGCUGCCAAUUCAUCAGCUUCUCACAAGGGAGCAGUAGCAGUUAGGCAGCCCUAUAUCAGGGUUAUUGGAUUAGAAAUGACAUCUGAAGCUAAUUCUCGGGGUCCAACUGAUUUCACCAGAGAUGAGAUUGAAGAAUUCAAAAAAUUCGCAUCAGACAAUAAUGCCUAUGAGCAGAUAUGUUCAAAGAUUGCUCCAUCAAUAUUUGGCCAUAAUGAUGUCAAGAAGGCUAUUGCCUGCCUUUUAUUUGGAGGCUCAAGAAAGAAUUUGCCAGAUGGUGUUAAAUUAAGAGGUGACAUCAACGUGCUACUCCUUGGAGAUCCAUCGACAGCUAAAUCACAGUUCCUUAAGUUUGUCGAGAAGACAGCUCCAAUUGCUGUUUAUACUUCUGGGAAAGGCUCAUCUGCUGCUGGUCUUACUGCUUCCGUAAUUCGAGAUAAUAGUUCUCGGGAAUUUUAUCUGGAAGGAGGAGCCAUGGUGUUGGCAGAUGGAGGAGUUGUUUGCAUUGAUGAGUUUGACAAAAUGAGGGCUGAAGACAGAGUUGCUAUUCAUGAAGCCAUGGAGCAGCAAACAAUUUCCAUUGCCAAAGCAGGUAUAACAACAGUUCUCAAUUCAAGAACAUCUGUGCUAGCAGCAGCCAAUCCUCCAUCCGGGCGUUACGAUGAUCUCAAGACAGCUCAAGACAACAUUGAUUUACAGACAACCAUUCUUUCAAGAUUCGAUUUAAUCUUUAUAGUGAAAGACAUCAGAAUGUAUGCACAAGACAAGAACAUCGCUAGCCACAUUAUCAAAGUUCAUGCGUCUGCAGAAGCAGCAUCAAGCGACACUAGGAUCUCCAAACAGGAUAACUGGUUGAAAAGAUACAUCCACUACUGUCGAACUGAGUGCCAUCCCCGUCUUUCAGAGGCCGCAGCAUCUAGAUUACAGGAGAACUAUGUCAAGAUUAGACAGGAUAUGAGGCGCCAAGCGAAUGAAACAGGCGAAGCAACUGUAAUACCGAUUACAGUGAGGCAGUUAGAAGCUAUUGUGAGGCUAAGUGAAGCGCUAGCUAGAAUGACGUUGUCUCACGUAGCGAAUGACAACCAUGUCGUGGAAGCCAUCAGGCUCUUUAACAACUCGACAAUGGAUGCAGCCCGUUCUGGAAUAAAUCAACACAUAAACCUAACCCCAGAAUUAGCGAACGAAAUAAAGCAAGCGGAAACCCAAAUUAAAAGGCGAAUGGGGAUUGGGAGCCAUUUAUCAGAGAGGCGACUAGUAGACGAUCUCGCCAGAAUGGGCAUGAAUGAAUCCAUUGUUAGGAGAGCUCUUCUAAUCAUGCAUCAAAGAGAAGAAGUCGAAUACAAGAGGGAGCGCCGAGUAAUCGUGCGUAAAGCUUAAGGAAUGAAUAUAGUUUCUUAAGUGUUGAAUUAUACUCAACUUUGUUCUUAUCAUCUAAAAACUUCAGACUUAAGUACCAAACUAAGCUACUACUUCAUUUUCAUUUAUAUGAUCAAAGAAGAGUAAGCAAUUGUUCAAUUAGCUAUUAUAAGCCAAAAUCGAAGAGUUACAAUUGUUCAACUACAACA